Messenger RNA from Diuraphis noxia (Russian wheat aphid), 351 nucleotides. RefSeq lists its product as uncharacterized. The record is from RefSeq and is a predicted model, not a curated record. Lineage: Eukaryota; Metazoa; Arthropoda; Insecta; Hemiptera; Aphididae.
AUGAUAGAAAAAAGGGUGUGCGAGGUGGCCAACUCAUGUGCUAGCAARUAUGAGGAACUAAUCGUUAUUGAAGCUAAAGAAGUGAAAUUGACGGAAGAAAAUUUGCACCAGUUGUUUUUUAUGGAAAAAGAGUUUUUGGAAAGUUUUUCCCAAGAAUUGGUCGACGAACUGUUGAGUAAAAAUGUGUAUUCUGUAAUGUUGUCAAUGCCUACUGUCAAACAUGACACCAGUUCCGAAGAAGAAGUCGAAAAUACACCUGUUUCUACCGACUUAAUGGGAGUAAUAGAGCAAAAGUUGAGCACGAUAAUUUACGGUGACGGAAGCCCGUUAAAUCCUAGUCCGGAUUCGUAA